Messenger RNA from Oryzias melastigma (Indian medaka), 2639 nucleotides. RefSeq names its product androgen receptor (gene ar). Gene Ontology annotation, cellular component: nucleus. Gene Ontology annotation, molecular function: sequence-specific DNA binding; steroid binding; nuclear receptor activity. The transcript is spliced from 8 exons. NCBI's taxonomy places the organism in Eukaryota, Metazoa, Chordata, Actinopteri, Beloniformes, Adrianichthyidae. Bases 286 to 2442 code for a protein of 718 amino acids. The record is from RefSeq and is a predicted model, not a curated record. Gene Ontology annotation, biological process: male gonad development; androgen receptor signaling pathway; regulation of DNA-templated transcription.
UAAGAAAUGAAGAAAAGCUUUGUGUGGAUGCGAUGAGGGUUAGAGCAUAUCUAUGUUUAAUAAUCUGGUUAAUUGGACUCCGGGGUGUUGUUAUUCCAUGUGAUUGCAGCAGCGAACUUACGCGCCUCCGACUCUAAACAUCGCGGUUUAGGAGGAGUUUGCGCCUCUUGCAGCUCCUCUCAGACCUUCACCAAAGCGUUUCCCUCUACGUGAGCGCGGCAGAGCAACAAGCGCGGACCUGCGGACACUUUUCAGCGUGCAAAGUCCAGAGUCACUUUCUGGGAGAUGAGCCAAACCAGCCGACAGUUGCCCUGCAGCAGAAACUGCGCUCAGGGGACGGCGGGGAAGGCAGGCGACGCGGCGGGCGCUCUCGGCAUGGCGCGGAAAAGCGAGGAAAGUGGAGGGUUUUUCAGCAAGACGCGCACCGGAAGACUCCGGGACUCGGAGAGCGGCGGCUACGCGUCCGAGCGCGCAAAUGCGCAAGACAUGGAGGCGCACUGCUGCCAGGCGGCCCCCAAGGAGAACUGCCGCGCGGGGGACGGCCGCGCGCUCUCCGCCUGCAUCUCCGAGACGGCCCGGGAACUGUGCAAAGCCGUGUCCGUGUCCCUGGGUCUCACCGUGGAGUCCGGGGACGCCGGCAGCGCGGAUGCCGCGUGCGCGCCGAGCGAGCACAUGAGCGCGGAGUGCUUUUACGACGUGACCUGUCCCGGAGCCCCGACGGCCGAGUACAGGUGUCCCGAGCGAGCCCCCCACGAGCACAAGCACCCGCUGAAAAUGUUCCGGACGUCCGAGAGCCCCUCGCCGUUCCACCCGCUCGGCUCCACUCGGACGUCCGCGCAAAACUUCCCCGCGUGCGAGGCUGAUGACAUAACCAGCCCCUGCCCCUACGUCCCCCCCGCCUCAUCCUCGGAGCACCUGGCUCACUUCGGACACGCGGCUGCGGGCAGGCCGUGCGGGGGCUACGAGCCCCCCGAAGGAGCGGGGGAAGCCGCGGAGGAGAAGUACCCGCCGGAGCAGUACGGCGUCCGAGUCAAAUGCGAGGGCAGUGAGAUGGCGGGAGCGCUGUGGGCAAGCAAUUACACCUUCAACAAGAGGUACAACACGCAGCUGUGGGGGUCGAGGCACUGCGUGAACUCUCAAGACGCGGGGGCGAACCCCGCGUUCAUCUCUAACCCCUACGAGGGCAGCGUCGUGCGUCCGGAGCAGUGGUAUCCUGGCGGGAUGCCCAGGACGCCCUAUCCCAACUCCAACUACAUGAAGAGUGAGGUCGGUGAGUGGCUGGACGUUUCCUACAGCGAUGCAGGCAGGUUUGAGGCUGGCAGAGAGCACAUGUUUCCCAUGGAGUUCUUCUUCCCCCCUCAAAGGACGUGCCUGAUCUGCUCAGAUGAGGCGUCUGGCUGCCAUUACGGCGCCCUCACUUGUGGAAGUUGCAAGGUCUUCUUCAAAAGAGCCGCUGAAGGCAAACAAAAAUACCUGUGUGCGAGCAAGAACGAUUGCACGAUUGACAAGCUCAGGAGGAAGAACUGCCCUUCCUGUCGACUAAAGAAGUGUUUUGAAGCUGGAAUGACCCUCGGAGCACGCAAGCUAAAGAAGAUUGGACAGCAGAAAAACUCAGAAGACGAUCUUCCUGUGCAAGAGCCGGCUGAUGUCCCCCACCACACUUCUCCUCAAUCGGGUCCCAACUUCAACUCCCAGCUGGUCUUCCUUAACAUUUUGGAGUCCAUUGAGCCAGAAGUGGUGAACGCCGGACACGACUGUGGUCAGCCAGACUCUGCUGCCAGUUUGUUGACCAGCCUCAACGAGCUGGGGGAGAGGCAGCUGGUCAAAGUGGUCAAAUGGGCAAAAGGACUGCCAGGUUUUCGAAAUCUUCAUGUGGAUGACCAGAUGACUGUAAUCCAGCAGUCGUGGAUGACGGUGAUGGUGUUUGCUUUAGGAUGGAGGUCGUACAAGAACGUCAACGGCAGGAUGCUGUAUUUUGCUCCAGACCUCGUCUUCAACGAACACCGGAUGCAUAUUUCUACAAUGUAUGAGCACUGCAUACGGAUGAGACAUCUGUCACAGGAGUUUUCGCUGCUGCAGAUCACCCAGGAGGAGUUCUUGUGCAUGAAGGCCUUGCUGCUCUUCAGUAUUAUUCCUGUUGAGGGCCUGAAAAGUCAGAAGUACUUUGAUGAGCUGCGCCUCACCUACAUCAAUGAACUCAAUCGUCUCAUUAACUACCAAAUGGCCACUAAUUGUCCUCAGAGGUUCUACCAGCUGACCCGACUCUUGGACUCUCUUCAGAUGAUCGUAAAAAAGCUCCAUCAGUUUACGUUUGACCUUUUCGUCCAGGCUCAGUCCCUCCACACCAAGGUCAGCUUUCCGGAGAUGAUUGGAGAAAUCAUCUCAGUCCAUGUUCCAAAGAUCCUGGCAGGUUUGGCAAAGCCAAUUCUGUUUCACAAGUAGACCUUUUUUCUUUCUUUCCCCAUGGAAGAGUGGGGUUUUUUCCGCAUCCACAAAUUCUCAACGAAGGCUGUGAACUGUUUCCACACCAAUUCAGUUUUACUGCUUUUAGCUCUGUCCUGUAUGCACAGUAUUAAGGCUCUCAUUUUUUUUUUUUUUUGUUAUAACCUUUUAGUCGUAAUUACAGUUUUGUAUUCAUG